UGUGUCCAAGACAGGGGAAAGGUUUUCUCAUCAUGUGCUCUGUCCUGCAAAUGUGCUGACAGGAGGACACCAAAACAAUGGAGCCACAGAUGAAACGCUGGAAAGGGUCAGCGUGUGAUGCCGACUCCUGGGUUGCUUAUCCUGUACUGUCAGAUGAGCAGUCACAAGACGUCGAGCUGAUAGAGGCAUUUGCUGCGCCCAUUGUCAACAAGAAAGAGACGUCUCAACUUGUCAGGGAGCUGAACAGCCUCUACCCGCUGAAUGGCCUUCAGCACAUCAAGAGGGUGCGGGCACGCAAGGAGAAGGGGAGCCCUCACCCUCUGGAGGUGCUGGUGUGCCUCGUCAGCGAUGCGCCAGACAUGAAGGUGGUCAGCGUCGACUCUCUUCUGCCUGGAGUUAAACCUGACGGAUUAGGUGAGCCUUUUGUGGUUAAGGUUCCUGCACGUGCCCCCCUGACCCGACCCCAGUUUGAACUGGCGAGCCAACACUGGCCUACAUCCUUCCAUGAGGACAAACAGGUGACGGUGGCCCUGAGAGGAGAGCUCUUCAGCCCCCCUCAGAAAGCUGUGAUGCACAUGUACAUGAUGUCUGCCGUGACUGCUGCCAAAGCUGGAAGGGAGUUGGGGAUGGAGGCGGUCGGGGCAGUUGUGGUCGACCCAGCGAUGGAGAGAAUCGUUGCGGUGGGUCACGACUGCAGAGGUGACCACCCCCUCCACCACGCAGUCAUGGUCUGCAUUGACCUUGUAGCUCGGAGUCAGGGUGGUGGAUGCUACUGUUUUGACAGUUACCCUGCUUGCCAGUUUACCCCACCAACCUCGAAUAUGUUUCAAAACGGACCUGAUUUAGAGGCAGGUUCUCAGCCAUACAUAUGCACUGGCUAUGACCUCUAUGUGACCAGAGAACCUUGUGUUAUGUGUGCCAUGGCGCUGGUGCACUCCCGGAUUGGACGGGUUUUCUAUGGGACGGGCUCUGCUGAUGGGGCGUUUGGGACGAAGUUUAAAAUCCACGCACAGAAAGAUCUGAACCAUCGCUUUGAAGUGUACAAAGGAGUGUUGAGCAAGCAGUGUGAAGAUCUUAGCAGUUUGAAUGACCACAUCAAAAAGGACAGCGGACAGUAACAGGAAGUGUGUGUUUAAUUGGUCAUUUACUAGAAAUUUUGAAGAUCUUAAGAAGCAAAUAUUUUACAUUAACAUUUAUUUUAAAUAAAGUUUUAUUCAAGUGGUU
Stegastes partitus (bicolor damselfish) is the source of this 1224-nucleotide messenger RNA. It is a transcript of the gene adat3, whose product is annotated as adenosine deaminase tRNA specific 3. The coding region runs from base 78 to 1118 and encodes 346 amino acids. Lineage: Eukaryota; Metazoa; Chordata; Actinopteri; Pomacentridae. The transcript has a single exon. Gene Ontology annotation, molecular function: tRNA-specific adenosine-34 deaminase activity. The record is from RefSeq and is a predicted model, not a curated record. Gene Ontology annotation, cellular component: cytoplasm; nucleus.